AUGGACGCCUCAAGCACCGCCGCCGGAGCCAAGGGCAAGAAGGGCGCCGCCGGGCGCAAGGCCGGCGGGCCCAGGAAGAAGUCCGUGACCCGGUCCGUCAAGGCCGGGCUGCAGUUCCCCGUCGGCCGCAUCGGGCGGUACCUCAAGAAGGGCCGCUACGCGCAGCGCGUCGGCACCGGCGCGCCCGUCUACCUCGCCGCCGUCCUCGAGUACCUCGCCGCCGAGGUGCUCGAGCUCGCCGGCAACGCUGCCAAGGACAACAAGAAGUCCCGCAUCAUCCCGCGCCACCUCCUGCUCGCCGUCAGGAACGACGAGGAGCUCGGCAAGCUGCUCGCCGGCGUCACCAUCGCGCACGGCGGCGUGCUGCCCAAGAUCCACGCCGUGCUGCUCCCCAAGAAGACCGCCGAGAAGGCCGCCAAGGAGCCCAAGUCCCCCAAGAAGACCGCCAAGUCACCGAAGAAGGCGGCCAAGGCUUAGUUACAGCGAUGCGUUCUGUGUGUUUAGUCUGUGUAGUGCGUCCUUUCCUUCGUCGUAGUAGUGGGCUGGUAGUGUUCGGCUGGAUCUGUCGCUGUACCCUG
This is a messenger RNA of Lolium rigidum, 578 nucleotides long. RefSeq names its product histone H2A-like. Lineage: Eukaryota; Viridiplantae; Streptophyta; Magnoliopsida; Poales; Poaceae. Gene Ontology annotation, molecular function: DNA binding; protein heterodimerization activity; structural constituent of chromatin. The transcript has a single exon. The coding region runs from base 1 to 477 and encodes 158 amino acids. Gene Ontology annotation, cellular component: nucleosome. The record is from RefSeq and is a predicted model, not a curated record.